Molecule: messenger RNA, 2127 nt
Organism: Paramisgurnus dabryanus
Lineage: Eukaryota; Metazoa; Chordata; Actinopteri; Cypriniformes; Cobitidae
Biological process (GO): membrane organization
Cellular component (GO): membrane
Molecular function (GO): ATPase activator activity
Source: RefSeq, a predicted model, not a curated record
CAUCGCCAAAGUUCCGUUUUCCGUUUUUAGUAGCAGCGAAACUGUGAAAAAAGUUUGUAAAGAAGUGGCAUGAUUUAAAAUUAAACAAAUGGAUUCGGGUGAUUCCAAAGAGAAUGAAUCUCAAGUAAGAAGGCGAAGCAACAGACUAUCAUCCCCAACAGUUUUUAGUUUAGCCGAUCCUAAACACAAACCCCUUUUAGGAAGGAAACGGAAGACGAAUAAAGAUGAUGAUGCGCCAUCACGAGCCGUCAAUGGUCCGUCCAAAGAGGCCAAUAGCCUGGCAGAGGAAGAAGAUGAUGAACCCACUGUUAAGAACCAAAAGCUUCAAAAAGGGGCAGAUAUGGCAGCGAAUGGAAAUGACAGAGGUGAUGGAGACCAAACAGAUGUGGAGAUGGAUGACAGUGUAGACCAAGAUACAGAUAUGGAUUCAGAGGAGGAGGCUGAGGAGGACCAUGAGCUCGUAAAAUUUAAGUCCAGAAGAGAUUUCAAGCUUUCUGCAGAUGUACAGGAAGAGAAUCUAGAACCCGGAAUGAGCUUGAGAAGCCGAAGAUCCAUUCACGAGACAGAGGACACUGAGCCAACCAAACAUCAUUACAGUUUAAAGACUACGUUUAUAAAGCCUUCCAGUUUGGGCUCUGUCCCUGUUCAACUCAAACCUCUGGAAAACAUAAAGGGGUUAAGUAGGAGAAGUUUCUUAAAAGAUCAGGAUCACACAAAGGAGAAAACUAGAGCUUCAACAAAACCUUUAAAUGAUUAUACCUCCAGACCGGCCCUUUUUUACAGACCAGCUGAAGCUGACAGGAACCUCAUAGUCACAAAUAACUUUCCUAUAAUAAAACAAGUCCCUCAACACAAAAGCACAGAAUUCAAGAAUUUAAAGAAACCACUCACAUUAAGAGCAACUCCAACUUCCACCUCUAAAGGGUCUACAUGGUACGUGUGGAAACUUUUACUGUGGGCUCUGAUAUUAGUAUUUCUAGCUUUGGGCUUGUGUGCCUAUCAGAAGUUUUCAAUGCUAAAAACUGAUGUGGUCCAGCCGAACAUACAGGAAAAUUUCAAUGCAGACAUGGCGGCACUUCAGCUACUUUAUCCAAGUCAGCGCUCAGUUUUUUGGAAGAGGAGCAUCAGGCAUCUUCAGCGUCACCUACAAACAGUCAACCCCACCGAACCGGUCAGCUUGAUUCUAACCGGUGGCUUAAAGGCAGAAAGGACAUUGGCUUGUCUUGCUCGAAGCUUGGCUACAGCAUACUCCGUUUCUCUUAACAACGGCUCAAUCUUAGAAAUCGAUGGGACUACCAGAACAGCACAAGACAGUGACCAGGUCAAGUUGGACAUUGAUACAGCUCUGAGAAAAGCAUUUGAUGGUAAUAAACCUGCAGCCGUUGUCCACCGUUUUGAGGAGCUUCCUCCUGGAUCUACGUUGAUAUUCUAUCGUUACUGUGACCAUGAGAAUGCAGCGUAUAAGAAGGUUUUUCUUGUUUUUACUGUGAUGCUAUCAGUUGAUAAAAUAGAAACAGAUUCCAGUCUAAGUGCAGUUGAGGACAUGGUACAUGAUCAGAUAAAAGAAAAGUUUGUUACCUCAAACAAGUCCACAAUGUUUAAUCAAAUGGAUGUGGAUAAACUCAGUGGAUUGUGGAGCAGAAUCUCUCAUCUCAUCUUGCCGGUGGCUGCAGAAGAGAAGACUGAACAGGAGGGCUGUGGGUCCUAAUAAACCCUCACAGAAAAACAUAUGAUCUCUGUAUUGACAUUUUGUGGCAUUGUGAAGUACAUAAUUGUACAAAGAGAAUCCUCAUUCCAAAGAAGUUUUUAAAAGACAGCUGUAAAGUCUAUGUUUAUAAAUGUUUUAUAUAUUUUUUGUAUUUGUGGAUAGUUUGGUUCUUUAUAUCUGUCAGUAAACUACAUGUACAACCAUGUGUGAUGGCAAACCCUGAUUUGUAUGAUUAUAUUGCAAAUGAAUUUGAGAUUCGAUGCAGAUUAGUUGUACAGUAUUUCAUUCAGACACGUUAAUGAUUAAAGUGUUGCACUGAUUUUUGAAAUUCAAUCUUAGCUAGUUUUUCCAUGUUUGAAAAGUAUGUUUUGAUUCAUUUGUGUAUUUUUGUGUGACUAAUACAAAUACAAACAACUCAA